Messenger RNA from Molossus molossus (Pallas's mastiff bat), 2979 nucleotides. RefSeq names its product polypeptide N-acetylgalactosaminyltransferase 13 (gene GALNT13). Gene Ontology annotation, cellular component: Golgi apparatus. NCBI's taxonomy places the organism in Eukaryota, Metazoa, Chordata, Mammalia, Chiroptera, Molossidae. The transcript is spliced from 13 exons. The record is from RefSeq and is a predicted model, not a curated record. Bases 562 to 2232 code for a protein of 556 amino acids.
GACCAGGCGGCGGUAGCAGCCGCUCUGCUGAGGUGACAAUGUGCUAGGACCCCGCGCUAGGUUUCCUGCGCCUCUUCGGCCUCCGCGCCUGCUCUCGCUGCGCUCACGGAGUCCUCUAGCCCGCCGCUGCGCUAUGAGGGCGCCUCUCCGGGGCUGGCCGAGGCCGGAGCCCGCUCGCUCUGCUUGCGGGGAAGUGUGAAGCGAGGCGCAGGCGGGAUCUGGGCUGCGCGCGGCACUCGCGGGCCGGCCCGGGUUCCAGGUGAGCGCGGGCUCGGCGCGCCCGGCACUCAGCGCUGCUGGCGGGUGCCUGCCUGGCUGGGUUGGAGGCUGAAUUUCGUCCGUGGACCGUCGUUCCCUCUUCGCGGGAUCCUUGGCCACGACAGCAGAUGCAUUUUGUAGGAGUAUUUUGAGGACGAAUGUUUGCAAAUCAUUUUGAUAUUGCCAAGCACCACAUAUAUGGGAUGCAUUUUGCUUUUAUGCUGGAGUUCACCUCUGUGGCUUGGAUUUAUCACAGUAGCAUCUGUCUUCAGUCUAUUUGUUAACUAGAAAUCAAGGAAAGACAUGAGGAGGUUUGUUUACUGCAAGGUGGUUCUUGCCACUUCGUUGAUGUGGGUUCUGGUUGACGUCUUCUUGCUCCUGUACUUCAGUGAAUGUAACAAAUGUGAUGACAAGAAGGAGAGAUCCCUGCUCCCUGCUCUCAGGGCUGUUAUUUCAAGAAGCCAAGAAGGACCAGGAGAAAUGGGAAAGGCUGUGCUGAUUCCUAAAGAUGACCAGGAGAAAAUGAAAGAACUGUUUAAAAUCAAUCAGUUUAACCUUAUGGCCAGUGAUUUGAUUGCCCUUAACAGAAGUCUGCCGGAUGUAAGAUUAGAAGGAUGCAAGACGAAGGUCUACCCUGAUGAACUUCCAAACACAAGUGUAGUCAUUGUGUUUCAUAAUGAAGCUUGGAGCACCCUCCUUCGAACUGUUUACAGUGUUAUUAAUCGUUCCCCACACUAUUUACUUUCUGAGGUCAUCUUGGUAGAUGAUGCCAGUGAAAGAGAUUUUCUCAAGUUGACAUUAGAGAACUAUGUGAAAAAUUUAGACGUGCCAGUAAAAAUUAUCAGAAUGGAGGAGCGCUCCGGGUUAAUACGGGCCCGCCUUCGGGGAGCAGCUGCUUCCAACGGGCAGGUCGUCACUUUUCUCGAUGCACACUGUGAAUGUACCGUAGGGUGGCUGGAGCCCUUGCUGGCAAGAAUCAAGGAAGACAGGAAAACAGUUGUAUGCCCCAUCAUUGAUGUGAUUAGUGAUGAUACCUUUGAAUAUAUGGCUGGGUCAGACAUGACUUAUGGGGGUUUUAACUGGAAACUGAAUUUUCGUUGGUAUCCUGUUCCCCAAAGAGAAAUGGAUAGAAGGAAAGGCGACAGAACAUUACCUGUCAGGACCCCUACUAUGGCUGGUGGCCUAUUUUCUAUUGACAGAAACUACUUUGAAGAGAUAGGAACUUACGAUGCAGGAAUGGAUAUCUGGGGUGGAGAGAAUCUUGAAAUGUCUUUUAGGAUUUGGCAAUGUGGAGGCUCAUUGGAGAUUGUGACUUGCUCCCAUGUGGGUCACGUUUUCCGGAAGGCAACUCCAUACACUUUUCCUGGUGGCACUGGUCAUGUCAUCAACAAGAACAACAGGAGACUGGCAGAAGUGUGGAUGGAUGAAUUUAAAGAUUUCUUCUACAUAAUAUCUCCAGGUGUUGUCAAAGUGGAUUAUGGAGAUGUGUCAGUCAGAAAAACACUAAGAGAAAAUCUGAAGUGUAAGCCUUUUUCUUGGUACCUUGAGAACAUCUAUCCGGACUCCCAGAUCCCAAGACGUUAUUACUCACUUGGUGAGAUAAGAAAUGUUGAGACUAAUCAAUGUUUAGACAACAUGGGCCGCAAGGAAAAUGAAAAAGUGGGCAUAUUCAACUGUCAUGGGAUGGGAGGCAAUCAGGUGUUUUCUUACACUGCUGACAAAGAAAUCCGAACUGAUGACUUGUGCUUGGAUGUUUCAAGACUCAAUGGACCUGUAAUCAUGUUAAAAUGCCACCAUAUGAGAGGAAAUCAGUUAUGGGAAUAUGAUGCCGAGAGACUCACCUUGAGACAUGUGAAUAGUAACCAGUGUCUCGAUGAACCUUCAGAAGAAGACAAAAUGGUGCCUACCAUGCAGGACUGUAGUGGAAGCAGGUCCCAGCAGUGGCUGCUAAGAAACAUGACUUUGGGGGCAUGAAGACCGUUUGCCCCAAGCCAUUCAAGUGUCUACACUUUUGUUUUUCCAUUGUUUCAAUUAAAAAAAAAUAUUAACUUUGCUGAAUUGAAAGUUUUAAAAUCCUUUUAGUAUUCUAAAACACAGUUGUUUAUAAUUCAUUUUUAGGAAUGUUUGCUUAUUUCCCUACAAAAAUUUGUAUCUGAUCAAAAGCACAUAAAAUAUAUAAAUAACAGCAAACUGUUAUUAAACAUCUGAAAAAUUUAAAAAACAAAGUGUUUGCCUUUAAAAUUUUUUUAUUGCCCUCAUGUUACAGGAUUAGUUGGGAUGAGGGGGCAUGUUUUUAUUUUUUAUUUUCAUAGUGAUUGAAAGAGAUGAUGUAUAUGCCUUAUUAAAUAUCUUCAUUAUGAAAUAGUAUAAUUUUGUAAACUCACUCUGUUUCUACUGGGCCUUCAUGGAAACAUGUUGAAUUUCUCUGUCAACAGCAGGCCACACACUGAAUUAUUUCUGAGCAAUGAAUUCAUCAUACAAAUAAGUUCCGAGUUUUGUACAGAAAAAAAUUAAACUGCAUAUUGACUUUCAGAAUUCUUAUAAAAGCAUCACAUUUAAACAAAAAAAGAAAAGAAAGAAGAAUUUGAAAAUUCAAUUUAAAGGUCAUGAAAUCAGAAGAAACAAUGUAGGUGUUGAAGGUAGCAAGAUGAGUGAGGUUAAACUGCAACAAUGGAAUCAUUUUAAAGGAUUGUUUAGGUUGCAAUCAGUCCUUACUGAGGC